Messenger RNA from Uloborus diversus, 2367 nucleotides. RefSeq names its product zinc metalloproteinase-disintegrin-like EoMP06. The coding region runs from base 24 to 2330 and encodes 768 amino acids. Gene Ontology annotation, biological process: membrane protein ectodomain proteolysis. Gene Ontology annotation, molecular function: metalloendopeptidase activity. The record is from RefSeq and is a predicted model, not a curated record. Lineage: Eukaryota; Metazoa; Arthropoda; Arachnida; Araneae; Uloboridae. The transcript is spliced from 26 exons.
AUAACUGCUUCAACGUGCUCAAAAUGAUGUGCUUAUUAUCCAGCCUCUUUGUGUUGAAUUUUGUAGCUUUAUGUGAUGCUGAUACGGGGUUGCGAGUUUUGCUGCAGAAUGAAUUAAAUCAAGAUAUCAUAACGCAUUUGGGGACACGCUACGAAAUUGUGCAUCCUUUGCAAAUAAGAUCGGACUGGGAAAAAGGACUUUCAACCAAACUACCAAGUAAUGGUGAAUCAGGUGCACAUCUUCAACAGACAUCAUUCCUGAUCGAAACUCGAGAAGUCAAGCUGCAUUUGGAUCUGGAAUUGAACAAAGAUCUAUUUGCUCCAACGUUAGUCCAGUUCCUGUUUCUAAAGGAUGUUUCACCCAUUGCGAUUCAAAAGCUUCCUGAAAACUGUUAUUACCAUGGGAAAGUCAGAAACCAUCCUAGAGCAGUGGCGGCAUUGCAGACAUGCCAUGGACUUAGAGGAGCUAUCUUCUUGGAGAAAAAGACGUAUUUUAUUCAUCCUCUUCAUGGCAACCAUUCGGAAAAUCACCCUCAUCUCUUGUAUCAUUAUCUUCCAGAAGAUAUAUUUGAAUGUGCAAAUAAAGAAGAAGGUAAAGAUAAAGAAGACCCAUUUUAUUUCGCAGAAAAUGAUGCUACAAUACGAAAUAAAUACAUAGAAGCUGCUCUUGUUUUUGAUCAAAAAUCGUUCGAAACAUAUAACCGUCCACCGUCUGACGUUGCUGCAGCAGCAGUCGAAAUGAUCAAUUAUGUGGAUCUGAUUUACCGGCCUUUAAAUACAUCCGUAAAUUUGGUGUACUUGGAACUAUGGUUAGAAGACCAAAUGAAAAUUGAUUCUAACAUCACUAAUAAUCUGAACGGUUUUCGAGAGUACGGUGGUAGAAGAAUCAAUCGAAUAUCAAUCGAUACUGCACUUUUGCUAACGAGCGCUGACUUUGAUGACAAUGAAAGCGGCCAUGCAUUCUUGGAUAGCAUUUGCACUACAAGUGCUAUUGGAAUUACGAAAAUAAGAAAUAUUUAUCAGCCUCAUUUGACGUCAUUUGUUUUGGCGCAUAUGAUUGGACAUAAUUUAGGAAUUAAGCAUGAUAGUGAAGAUUGUCGAUGCGCUGAUAGUCAUCAAUGCAUUAUGGGAAAUAACAUUCCCUAUUUGAGUUCGACUGUGUUCUCGGAUUGUAGCGUUGAUGAUUACUACAAAAUGUUGAGUAAAGGACAUGGUGCUUGCUUGUUCAACAUGCCAACAAUGAGAAUGUCUGUGUGUGGAAAUGGAGUUCAAGAAGACGAAGAAGAAUGCGAUUGUGGCACAAUGGAGGAAUGUGUUAAAUCAAAUCCUUGCUGUGAUCCAAUGACAUGCAAGUUAAUCAAACAUGCUGAAUGCUCUGCAGGAGCUUGCUGCAAGAAAUGCAAAUUAUUGUCUCCUGAUUUUCUGUGUCGUCCUUCGAAAGGAGAAUGCGACAUUCCCGAAUUUUGCGAUGGAAAAAAUGGACAGUGCCCUGAAAAUCUGUAUAAAAGAAAUGGUGCUGUUUGUUCUGGUGGUUUAGGAUAUUGCUAUCAAGGAAUAUGUCCGGUUUUGAAAAAGCAAUGCCAAAACGUUUGGGGAGAAGAUGCUGAGGCUGGAGAAUCUGUAUGCUAUGAAAGAAUAAAUGUUUUAGGCACUCCAAAUGGCAACUGCGGUGAAGAUUUUAAAGGAAAGAUUCAUAAAUGUACAUUUGAAAAUUCUUACUGCGGUUCGUUGCAAUGUAGUCAAGGAGAAAAAGUGCCCCUUGAUUCUGAACUUCCAGUUCAGUUUAUCAUUCACAAAGUGAAAUCACAUGGAGUUGUGUAUGAGUGCAAAGCACGAACAUUGUUGGCGUCUGAAGUUCGCCAAGGUCUAGUUAAAGAUGGAACAAAGUGUGGCUUCCAAAAGUUUUGUUUGAAUCAGACAUGUACCAGUAUUAGAAACGUGGUAUCAGGAAAGUGUCCCUUAGAAGAUGAACAAAACGCAUGCUCUGGCCAUGGGGUUUGUACGAAUCUGAACUCUUGUUUCUGCGACGAAGGCUGGAUGGGAUCUGACUGCAGUGAAAUCGAUGAAGAGAGUCGUCGUCGAAGUGAAAGUGGCAGUAGCGAAUAUUAUGAUUCUAUCGAAAGUUCACAGAUUGGAACUCCAUCGUAUGGACAUAAUGAACUGAAUCUUGAUCCUAAUUUAGCAAUCACAGUUAUAACAGCAUCAGUCGUUAUUGGUGUAGGUUUAGUGGUUAUUAUAGCAUUAUUCUUCUAUUACAGGAAACAAACUCUUCACUCAAAUAAGGUUCUAGUCAAUUUACCUAUGCCCAAUGAAGAACAACAGCCAUCUUAAGACUAUUCACUCCAUUGUCACAUAACAUCUGCCAUCU